Plasmodium berghei ANKA is the source of this 3144-nucleotide messenger RNA. RefSeq names its product HORMA domain protein, putative. Bases 1 to 3144 code for a protein of 1047 amino acids. NCBI's taxonomy places the organism in Eukaryota, Apicomplexa, Aconoidasida, Haemosporida, Plasmodiidae. The record is from RefSeq and is a predicted model, not a curated record. The transcript has a single exon.
AUGAUUUCUCGAAUGUCUGUGAGAACACAUACCAAUGUGGAGGCCUUAACAAAGCAGGACUCUGUAAAUAUGAUGAAAAAUAUAAUUAAAUUGGGAAUAAGUUUGGUUACAUAUUUACGCAAUUUAUUUGAAGAAAAAGCUUAUGAAGAAGUUUGUAUACAAGAGUUAAAAUUAAAAAGGUUAUUACCAAUUAAUUCAGAAUCACACAUGAUAAUAAAUUGGCUAGAAAAAGGGGUUUUUGAUGCAAUAGAAAAGGAAUAUCUUCGUAUAUUAAUUCUUGAUAUAAACGAUAUAUAUGAUAAUACGCUUGAGUGCUAUAAAUUUAGUUUUUCUUAUAACACAGCAAAGGGAGGAGAAAUAGACAUAACAUUAGAAACGUCAGCAAAUAACGAUCCAAAUAACCUCGGAAACAAUACGACUACUACUGCUAAUAAUAAUAAUAAUAAUAAUAAUAAUAAUAAUAAUAAUAAUGAUAACGGUGCGAUGGAAUAUAGUGGGCUUAUGGAAGAAAGACGAAAAAAUUACAAUUUGAAUCGAUUACAAAAUAUAAAGGAUAGGCUACUAAAUAAAAAUGGGGCGAAACAAAAAAAAGAACCAUCUUUAUUAUUAAAAAAAAAUGCAAAAGAAAAAACAUACGAAUUAUUACGAUCAUUAGUUUUAUUAACACAAACAUUAAGCCCUUUACCUGAAAAAACAUAUUUAUCUAUGAAGCUACUGUAUUAUGAUGAAAUUGUUCCAUAUAAUUAUCAACCUCCUUAUUUUAGAAAUCCAGGGAAUAGAGAUUUAUUAAAAUUUAUGAGCAUGCCUAAAGAAAAUUUUGUUGGGAAAAUCGAUACAGGGCAUCAUUUUUUAUCUAUUAUUGUUAAUUCAACUUGCAAUAAUUCAACCCAAGAAAAUAGUGCAUAUGAGUAUUAUAGCAAUUCUAAUAAAAUGGAAUCAAAUACAAAUGUAAAAGAUAUGCACAAUGAAUAUAACCAAAAUAAUGCUAUCGAUAAUCAUGCCGAUAACUACGCAACUAAUUUAGGCACACAUUUAUCUAAUAAUUAUAAUAGGAAUAUAAAUAAAGGAUAUACUGAUGAUGCAUUUCAUAGUUAUCAUCAUAAAUACUGUAAUAGUACUUACAGUAAAUAUUAUAAUAGUUGUAUAAAUAAAUAUUAUGGAAAUUAUACUAAUAUACAUAAAACUAAUGGGUAUGAAUCUGAACAAAGUAAAUGUUGCUCACUAUUUCAUGACGAAGAACAAUAUGAAUAUUUAAAAAAUUAUUUGAAAAAAUGUAAACGUAAUGAUGAUAAAAAUGAUUAUAUAAUUACUGAUGAUGAUGAAAAUAAUAAAACACUCGAACAAAACUAUUUAGAUCAUACACAUAGGAUUUAUAAAAACAGACGAACUAAACACUAUGCUCACGCCCCAAAAAUGGAACAAUAUUUUACCCAAAAUAAUGAAUAUAUUACAAAUGGGCAAAGACUUCAAUUAAAUAAAAUAAAAAAAAACGAACGUGAUACAAGAAUCAGAAAAACAAAUAGAAAUAAACUAUUAGCAGGAUCUAUAUUAAAUAACACUAAUCCUGAUGAUUCAAUCAUUACCAGAAAAAGAAAGACAAAAAAUCCCUCUCUUGCCAGAAUAUUAAAAUCAAAUAAUUAUCCAGAGUAUAGUAGCAAUUCUGAAAGCAAUGAAUGUUGUGUAAAAUUAGGAAAAAUUAUAUCUCAAAAUAAUAUAAAUGAAAAUGAUAAUGAUAAUGGAGAUGAUUGCGUACAAGUUGAAAAACGAGAAAUAGAAAAUUAUAAAAAAAAUAAAAAUCGUAUAUCUGAUGAUAAUCAAGGUUAUGAAAUCAAAAAAAAUAAAUAUAAAAAAAAAAAUAAUCCUAUUCAAGUAAUUUCAUCAAAUUAUCAUCCUAACAACACACAUAUAAAUACCACUUUCCCUUUGAAAACCCGUAAAAAAUCUCAAAAUAAUUAUACAAUAAAUGAAACAGACUUACAAUCGUCUACAAUAAAAAUGGCCACUGACAAAUUAUUACAAGAAAAGGAAGCAACAUGCGAAGAAAAUGAUAUUCAAAUGAAUACCAGAGGUAGAAGAUAUAAUUUUUCAAAGGAAUUUAAUCAAAAUUCGUCACCAAAAUCUCAAAUAAAUACCAAAGAAAAAAUACGAAAUAGAAGAAUAGAUAAAGAAAAACAACGAAUUAUAAAUGAACAUAUUACAAUAAGCAAAAAAAACAAAUUAUUAGGAAGAAUCAAAAUUUAUAUUACUCGAUAUAAAAUAUUAGAUAUAUCAAGGAUUAAAAAAAAAAUACCUACGGCAUCCAUUAAUGAUAUUAAUAAUGUAUUAAACAAUCUUAUUAACGAAAAUAUAAUUCAAAAAAAUGAAGAUAAUUCUUAUAUUUUUGUUAAAAAUAAAAACUCACAAAACAUUAAAAGCACAAGCAUACAAAAAAAUAGGGAUUUAAAUUAUCAAAAUGGUGAUGGGCACUUGCAAAAUGGCACUGAAGCUCAUAACACUUCGAUAAUGUUGGAUCAACAGAAAUUCAAUAUAUAUUCCACAAACAAUGAUGCAAAUUAUAUUGAUAAAUCUUCAAAUGAACAAAAUACUAUCUUCGAUAUUUCGAAAGAAAGUGAUACAAAGAAUUUAGAAAAACAGGGUAAGGAUAUAGACAAAACUAAAUAUCCUAUUUCUAAUGUUUAUGACAAUAGUAAGCAUGUAACUAAUCCGCCUAAUAAUGACAACCCAUCCUAUUUACCCACCAAUAAUUUGAACAAAUUAUCAAUGCAAAAAGGCAACACGAAUGAAAUCGCUAAAAUUGCAGAAAAUAACGAAUUGGAAGAAGCUGCUGAAAUUAAUAAUGACAUCCAAAAAUUGUAUGAUGACGUUUAUAGCUUAUGUCAAAAAACAAAAUACGUAAAUAAAGAAAUAAUUACAAAGGGACUUAGAAUAUACCCUUUACUAUCUAAGCCUUUAAUGAACAGAUUAAUGAAAGAAGGUGUCUUAAAAAAAAAACUUAUAAAAAACAAAGGAUAUGAAAGUAAUAUAUUUGUUCCAAUAGAAAACAUUUUUCAGGGAAAUAAAAGUUCAAAUUCAAACGAGAAUGUUUUAACAGAAAAUGAAAAUUUCCCUUCAAAGGAUUUUUGUGAUAAUAUAAAAGCUGAUUAA